Molecule: messenger RNA, 1704 nt
Organism: Anastrepha obliqua
Lineage: Eukaryota; Metazoa; Arthropoda; Insecta; Diptera; Tephritidae
Gene: ytr
Product: U4/U6.U5 small nuclear ribonucleoprotein 27 kDa protein
Exons: 3
Coding region: 340-852 (170 amino acids)
Biological process (GO): RNA splicing
Cellular component (GO): precatalytic spliceosome
Source: RefSeq, a predicted model, not a curated record
ACCCUGUCACAGUUGAUUACACUUUUGUGAACUGCAAGGCCGUUUGUUGACGCGAAGAAGCAGUUGUUGAAAGUGGACGAGACGCCGCGGUUGGUGUGAUAAUUUUUUAUUUUAGUUUUUAAGUUUAAAAAUAAUUAAUGCCGGUGUCGAAAUUUUAUAGUAGGACACAAUUUAGAAAAGGCAUCUACAAGUGAUAUAUUAAGUAAAGCAGCAACAAACAUUAAACGGUUUAUACUUGCAAGGCGCCUGCAAAUUUGAAUAGAAUAGCGUCAAAUUUCGGCUGCAACAACCCUCAACGUCCAUCAUAUACCUUCACAGACAGCUACCUCACCCAAAAGAAUGGGACGCAGCCCAUCGCCGUCACAUCGGCGACGUGAAAAAGAGCGUUCCGAACGCAAAAAGCGGCGAGAACGCCGUUCUAGAGAACGAGAACGCCAGCGGGAACGUGAAACGGGUGCUGGUAGCAGUAGCCGUGCAUUGCGUAGACGUUCACUGGAUAGAGGAGGCGGUGGUGAUCGUGACCGAAGUCGCAGCCAUGAGCGGGAUAGAUCGAGCCGUCGGCGUUCGAGGUCUCGCUCGCGUGGUCAUCCAUCCACUUCGGCGUCAACGUCAUCGGGGCGACGUGGUGCUGCCACUGAACGUCCAAAAAUCACAGAAGCCGAUUUGGAGGGUAAAUCCCCUGAAGAGGUUGAAAUGUUGAAAACAAUGGGUUUCUGCACGUUCGACACAACCAAAAACAAGAAGGUCGAAGGUAACGACGUCGGAGAAGUGCAUGUAAUCUUAAAGCGCAAGUAUCGUCAAUAUAUGAAUCGCAAAGGUGGCUUUAAUCGGCCGCUGGACUUUGUGGCAUAGCGCGGCAGGGGAACGCGAAAAACGCGUUUCACAAACCGAGCGCUGCACAUACGGCGAUAUGUCGACGUACAUUUUUGUACUAAUUUUUUUUUUACUAUUACUAUUCUUUAGAAGUGCAACUGCUGUAGUAUCCAACGCUCAAGACUACUGCAGCAGCAUGCACUGACAAUCCUGCAAUUUUAUGCAAUAGACCGGUUUACAAAAUUCAAUUUUCAAAAUUUCCACCACAUAUACCUCAUUAAUAUUUUAAAUAUUAAACCUUUUUUAAUUGCCUGUUUAAGUUUUCCCAUAGUAUCUAAGACCUAUUAUAAAUGUUAUGAAUGUGAGGUGUUGAAGUGCUGCUCGAAGUUUGAUGGGAUGAAAAAAGUCGACAUUUUGAAUUUCGACACUGCUUUGUCAAAUAAUCGUAUUUAUGAAAGCAUUAAAACAACACGAGCGCAUAUUUUAUAAUGAUGACUACUUUGAUGCUAAAAUUGCAUUACUUGACUGGCUGAGAGUAAAAUGAUUUUUAGGCCAUUUAAAAAGCUGAAGCUACAGUUGAAUUUUUUGUAUUUUUAAAUGGCAGACAAUUUUAGAUUAACGCGAGCAGCACAAUUUCACUCUUCUCAUUUAAAACUCUUGAAUUGCAAACUACAAGUUUACAAUAGUUUUUGAAUAUUUAAAGUAAUUAAACGAAACAUUUUUAUUUUUCUGUUACAACAACAAAUGAAAACUGAAAUGUGUCAAACUAAAAUGAAUUAAGGCGAAAGUGCGGCGCGUGUAGUUUAUGCAGCUUUUUCCACAUUGAUAUUUUUUUAGAAAUGCUUUUAACUUCUGGCAUUGAAAAUAUUAGUUAUUUUGUGGUUGAAUUCG